UCGGAUUCCUCGUAUUCUGAGGAACCUCAGACUGUGCGGGACCAGUCCGGCCUUCCAACAGGGAAGAGAUUCUCCUGUACUGAGUGCGGGAAGGGUUUCUGUUCUAAAUCCAAACUUAACGUGCAUAAAAGAUCUCACACGGGGGAGAAGCCAUAUUCCUGUCCUGAGUGCGGGAAAUGUUUCCAAUCUAAAUACAAUCUUAAUGUGCAUAAAAGAUCUCACACAGGGGAGAAGCCGUAUUCCUGUCCUGAGUGCGGGAAAUAUUUUUCACGAAAGUCUCAUCUUUACUCACAUCAGAGAUCUCACACAGGGGAGAAGCCGUAUUCCUGUCCUGACUGUGAGAAAUGUUUUUCCCAGAAGUCUAAAGUUUACAGACAUCAAAGAUCUCACACUGGGGAGAAGCCAUAUUCUUGUCCUGAGUGCGGAAAAUGUUUUUCAGACAAGUUUAGUCUUCACACACAUCAGAGAUCUCACACGGGGGAGAAGCCGUAUUCCUGUCCUGAGUGUGGGAAAUGUUUUUUAAAGAAGUCCAUUCUUCAUAAACAUCAGAGAUUUCACACGAAAUGUUUUUCAGAUAAGUCCUAUCUUUACAGACAUCAGAGAUGUCACACAGGGGAGAAGCCGUAUGCCUGUUCUGAGUGUGGGAAAUGUUUUUCAGACAAGUCUACUCUUCACACACAUCAGAGAUCUCACACAGGGGAGAAUCCGUAUUCCUGUCCACAGUGCGAGAAAUGUUUUUCAGUGAAGUCCCGUCUUCUCACACAUCAGAGAUCUCACAAAAAAUGUUUUUCAUACAAGUCUAGUCUUCACACACAUCAGAGACUGCACACGGGGGAGAAGCCUUAUUCCUGUCCUGUGUGCGGGAAAUGUUUUUCACAAAAGACCAGUCUUCACACACAUCAGAGACUGCACACGGGGGAGAAGCCUUAUUCCUGUCCUGAGUGUGGGAAAUGUUUUUCACUGAAGUCUGAUGUUUACAGACAUCAGAAAUCUCACACUGGGGAGAAGCCGUAUUCCUGUUCUGAGUGUGGGAAAUGUUUUUCAUACAAGUCUAGUCUUCACACACAUCAGAGAUCUCACACGGGGGAGAAGCCGUAUUCCUGUCCUGUGUGCGGGAAAUGUUUUUCACAAAAGUCCAGUCUUCACACACAUCAGAGACUGCACACGGGGGAGAAGCCGUAUUCCUGUCCUGAGUGUGGGAAAUGUUUUUCAUACAAGGCUGGUCUUCACACACAUCAGAGAUCUCUGGGGGGAGAAGCCAGAUUCACACGUCCUGUGUGCAGGAAAUGUUUUUCAAAGAUGUCCAUUCUUCAUAAACAUCAGAGAUCUCACACUGGGGAGAAGCCGUAUUCCUGUCCUGAGUGCGGGAAAUGUUUUUCACAGACGUCCCAUCUUUACAGACAUCAGAGAUCUCACACAGGGGAGAAGCCACUUUCCUGUCCUGAGUGA
Molecule: messenger RNA, 1449 nt
Organism: Staurois parvus
Lineage: Eukaryota; Metazoa; Chordata; Amphibia; Anura; Ranidae
Source: the annotation of a GenBank genome assembly